AUGGCUCAAGAAGACCAAUCCGGCAACCCGCACAACAGACCUCGGAUCCGAGCUCGUGACGGCGAGAAAGCUGGCAAGUAUCGUGAAGUCAAGGCAGUUCGUUUGCAUAGAGAACGUGGCGUCACUUUUUGGCGAUUCAAUCUGGAGAUUGAACUUGGGUUGAGACAAGCGCGAGUCGCGUAUCGAAUCAACAGAGGUCCAGCGAUCGGCUUCUGGGUUCCCGGAAGAGGUCAAAGCAUGAACAUCAUGUUCCAUUCUUGUAAUGGGUUCAGCCUGUCCGUAAACUCGAACGAGUUCACCGGACCAGAUCCUCUCUGGCGAGAUGUUCUGAAUAAACACCUAUCAAGACCGUUUCAUGUCAUGCUUGGUGGCGGAGAUCAGAUCUACAACGAUGCUGCCAUGCGUGAUACAACAUACUUCAAAGAGUGGUUGCAGACCAAGAAUCCGGAGCAUAAGCACAGAGCGGACUUCACAGAGGAAAUGCAAGACGAGCUUGAGUCGUUCUACCUUGAUAGAUAUAGUAUGUGGUUCUCCCAAGGGUUGUUUGGUAUGGCCAACAGUCAAAUUCCGAUGGGCUAUGGAUCUUAUCCGCAUCAUUUUAUGAGUACCAGAGUAUUUACCGGCUUAGGUGCGGUUGCAUUCAAGUACUACAUGCUUUUCCAGCACCAGAGCGUAGUGUCCGAGACCCAACGAGAUGAGCCAUCAUGGGUGCUGGGCGCCUCUCCUGGACCAUACAUCAACGAGCUCAGUCGCAGCGUUUUCAUGUUCCUUGGCCGAAAAGUUGCACUGCUAGGUCUGGACUGCCGAACGGAAAGAAUGAGAGAUGAGGUCUUAAGCCAGCAAAGCUACGACAUUGUGUUCGACCGUUGUCGAUCGCAAAUCAUCAAAGGAGAAACCAAGCACCUUAUCGUCUUGCUUGGUGUUCCAAUCGCAUAUCCGAGACUUAACUUUCUGGAGAAUAUACUGACAUCGCGAGUCAUGGACCCCAUUAAGGCUAUUGGUCGGACAGGUCUCUUGGGUGGCUUCGUCAACAAAUUCGACGGCGGAGUCGAGAUUCUGGAUGAUCUGGAUGACCAUUGGACGGCAAAGCAUCACAAGCCGGAAAGAAAUUGGUUCAUACAAGAGCUGCAAGAGCUUGCAGCCAGCAAAUCUGUGCGCAUCACCAUCCUGGGAGGCGAUGUACAUCUUGGUGCAGUAGGACAGUUCUACACGAAGAAGAAGCUGGGUGUCGCUAAGGAUAGAGACCAUCGAUACAUGCCCAACGUUGUCUCUUCUGCCAUCGUCAACACACCUCCACCAAACAUCAUGGGCGAUGUGCUUAACAAGCGGAACAAAGUCCACCAUCUGGAUGCUGAGACAGAUGAGGACAUGAUUCCGAUGUUCGAGCAGGACGUCAAUGGCAAAGCUCGAAACAAUCUUCAUCUCCUUCCCAGAAGGAACUACUGCAGCAUU
This is a messenger RNA of Aureobasidium namibiae CBS 147.97, 1452 nucleotides long. RefSeq lists its product as uncharacterized. Gene Ontology annotation, cellular component: membrane. The transcript is spliced from 2 exons. The record is from RefSeq and is a predicted model, not a curated record. The annotation marks the transcript as partial. NCBI's taxonomy places the organism in Eukaryota, Fungi, Ascomycota, Dothideomycetes, Dothideales, Saccotheciaceae.